Messenger RNA from Salmo salar (Atlantic salmon), 360 nucleotides. Lineage: Eukaryota; Metazoa; Chordata; Actinopteri; Salmoniformes; Salmonidae. The record is from RefSeq and is a predicted model, not a curated record.
AUGUACACUACAGAGCCAGGACCCUCUUCAAGUGAUACAGUUUUGUCAGGAAGGAGUGUGGAAGUGGAGGAAGAGGUGAAAGACAGUGCCGGCAGUACCAACACAGAUGAUGAGGAUGGAGCAAAUGAGAGAAGAGACGGCCCGCAGCCCGAGGUCUCCCGCAGAGACGGCCCGCAGCCCGAGGUCUCCCGCAGAGACGGCCCGCAGCCCGAGGUCUCCCGCAGAGACGCACCGCAGCCCGAGGUCACCCGCAGAGACGCACCGCAGCCCGAGGUCACCCGCAGAGACGCACCGCAGCCCGAGGUCUCCCGCAGAGACGCACCGCAGCCCGAGGUCUCCAGCAGUGGUCUACAGCUAUGA